Messenger RNA from Xylaria bambusicola, 3658 nucleotides. RefSeq lists its product as uncharacterized. Lineage: Eukaryota; Fungi; Ascomycota; Sordariomycetes; Xylariales; Xylariaceae. The transcript is spliced from 2 exons. The coding region runs from base 402 to 3317 and encodes 971 amino acids. The record is from RefSeq and is a predicted model, not a curated record.
CUUCUACCUCUCUACCUCUUCCGUCAAAAUCCAUGCCUUUUCGCCUUGUCUUUAUUUCUAUCCCGCACAACAUAUAUCCUUGUGUUCGCCAUACCCACCUCAUUCUUCGCCCGAAUGCCUAGGGGAACGAUCCGAUUACCGACGCAUCGACCUGUCCUUCCUUUUGCGAAUGCGACGGAUAGAUAGUAGCGCUGUUUCCCAUAAGCUUCCAGCUUAUCAACCCGAGUUGAUUCACACUGACCGGUCGUGUGUGAAGGUUUUCGCCCCAACGCCAUCGAUCAGCCGCGAACUCUAAAUUCGCGAAUCCAAAUUUACCCUGUUCUUUGCUGCCCUCGUCGUCGGUUGCACGGCUGACUGGCUCGGAACAAGCUUCUGGGUCGGGAUCAGCAAGACGCGAGCGUAUGCCUCGCGCUUCAGCAUCGGCAAAGCGACAAGUCGGUGCCUCGAAUCAUCGCGAUACUAAGCAUGAGAAUGGCCUCGUAGUAUCAGGGAAGCGUGUCCAUAGGCAAUCGCAACAGCCGCAGCAGCAGCCGCAGCAAAGGAACCAGGGUCAGGUCGAUGGCAUUGUCCCCCAUAAACAACCGACCCUGCAACAACAAGCACAGUUCUCCGCCGAAGAUGCAAGUGUACCGUCUGCUCCCUCGACGCCGCCAGCCACUGCGAACGGGUUUUCCAAACACACGGCCGAGAUGCAUUCCGCUCCUCGAUCUGCUGAAUCUUUGAGGCGUUCUUCGCUGGGCGCAUAUUCGGAGACGUCAUCAGCCGAGUCUUAUAACUCGCUUGCUGCUAACAUCGCAUCCGAGGACAAUCAUCGCCGCAUUGAUGUUAAUGCUACAAAAAAUUCAAACGUCCACCGCGAUCCUGGCCCGCUUGACUUUGCCUAUACGGUUCUACGACUCUGCCCGUUACAAGAUACUAUUGCCAUACUCAUCAUCCUGAUGCAGAUCCCUCCUCUAGCCCUUUCCGCCAUCUAUGUCCUAUUCACCCUACUCACAUUUGUGACGAGCAAUAGCGUGAAUUUCAGUGAUGUGUUUGAGUGGAACCUUGGCGCUCCUUCCCUGGCAACAGUUAUAUGUGUAGAUGGCAUCGUGCUUCUGAUCUGGUUAUUUCUCUGGGGCCCUAUACAACAUGUCAUCCUCGAUCUGGCGCAAAUGGUCAUUGCUUUGGGGCUGGGAGGAGGUUCUAGUUCCAGAGAUGGUGGAUCCAUGAAGAACACACUCAUAUGUCUCAGCAUGAUUUUGCUCUCUCACGUCCUGCGCCAUACCAAGAUGAAAUACUCGCCUGUUGGUUAUAUGCUUGGAUCAAGUCGCUUUAUGACUCCUGAUCUAGACGAUCCCCUCGAAAGCCUUGAUCUUCUACGCGGGUAUGAUAAGGUGCAAUCAGGCUGGCUUGGGUGGAUCAAGAGUAUACUCGCCAUCCACAUACUUACACAAGGCUUGGUCAAAUACAUAAGGGACUGGUACCUGAGGCGAGAGAGACGAGACAACCUGGCCCAAAAUGCUGCGGAUCCUGAAGCUGGGAAGUCAUACACUCCAGAUGCCGACGGUGGGUUCUCAACGCCAGAUAGUGAUGCGGCAACUUUACAGAACUCGACGGCCUUAAUCACGAAAAAGAAGAGAAAACAAAGCGCUCAAGUUAGGAAUCGCCAGCCUCUAUGGGCAGCAUUGGCGAGCACGAAGAUUGUUGUUGUGAAAGAAUAUGAACUCACUCAUGCUGCAGCAGAAUCUGCUGGUUCAAACGCUACAGAUAUUCAUAACCUUGGAAAUGCUCCAUUUAAUACUCAGCCUGGGCAAAUCUGGAUCUCCUAUGUUGGCUACGAUGAGGUGUGCUUCAACACGAGUCAAUUCCCCAUCCACCGAUCGAGUGAAAACGACGAAAGGGCAUCACAGAACGAUUUCGUAAAGCCAUUCUACGUGAGAGUCAACAAUGCUAUCUGGCAGCCAACUCGAAUGACACCUAUCGAAAGCUAUGACGAGAGUACCGGGCCAGGAGUUCGUUGGAGUGGUGACAUAUAUGGUUUAACGCCUAUGUCGAACUACGAGUGUGAAUUCGUUUGCUCUGUCACCCAUGAGAUCUUGUUCUCAACGAGUGUUAGGACUACUCAACCCAAAUCUACAGAUGCAGACGCGGCGAGCUCGAAAACCCCUCAACGUUCACUUCGGCCAGACUCUCCAAUUACCACACUCAAGACAUCAAUUGCUGCAAAUGAGAGCAAACUCGCUGAGGAGAAGGCCCGACAGAAAGCACUGCGUAAAGAAUUUCACCGCAAAGUCAAUUCCAUGAAGAAGGAGAACGAGAAGCUUUCGACAGCCGUACAGUCAGCAGGCACAGGUGAUGACAAACUCCGGCAGAAAAUCCAGCAAAAUACUAUCCAGCAAAAACAAGCUGAACAAGCUAUGACUAGCUUGGAACAAGAGUUGAAGGAGUUUGAAAAAAUUCCCGAAUCUUUGAAGUCUGCAUGGAAAAGUAAACAAUCUGCUUGGACAAACGAAAAGGCUAAAUUCGAUGGUGCACAUGCUGCUUUAAAAAGUUUCAAGGCAUCAGUAGAAGGAGGAAUCAAAAGCCUAGAGGACGAGAAGACCAGCCUUCAAGCCAAGCGCAACAAGAUUAGUAACCGCAUUGCUAAGGUCGAUAGUGAGCAUGCUCGUAUCACGGAUGCGAAUGCCCGCGGUUUGGACGAGGCAGAACGCCGCCGCCAGGCUAGGGAAACACUCGAGAACGAUAUUGCCCGGAUUGAGCAGGAAUUUGUUUCACGCAUUCAGGACCUUGAAACUGUUAUUGUCAACAAAGAACAGGAAAACACGAUGCUUAAGGCUCAGCUUGACUCUUUCCACACUCAACAAGCCGCGUAUGCAUAUGCCGCCUAUGAACAUCCUGAAGGCCAAGGGCAAUUUCCACCAGGGGCUCUCCCCACGCACGCGCACCCGAACGCAAAUAGCGCUGCUUCGUACGAUGCAGCUGCUGCCUGGAAUAACAGCCUUUACCAAAAUGCACUUUGGGGGCCAUCUCCCCUGGCUUCUGCUUUCGUCCCACAAGCAGCUACGGUACCGCAACCCCAGCAGCAGACAACCAAAGUCAGGGGUCGAUCAUCUUCUAUGCUGAGCAACGUUUCCGGCUUUACUCAAAGCAGUGAAAAUGACGACGAAUGGAACAGUGCAGCUCACGGUGCACUGCCAGGCCACGAGAGGCCGCCCCCAGGUCUUGGCUUUCUUCGCAACGUUGGACGGCGUAGUGAUGGUAGUGGCACUCCUGGCAGCGGGAGCGGGAGCGUUGAAAGCGGAAGUGCUCGUGAUCCUAGUAGCCCUCCUCCGUCUUAAUGGUAGAAUUUCUAAGGUUCUGGCUAGGUAGCAUAGUUGUUAGGCUAAUGCUUUUGCAUCGUGGCAAGUGGUGCACAGUGACGCUCUUAGAGACAGGGGUCGCAGUGCGAUUCCCAUUUACCUCAGCUGUCUAGAUAUUAUCUCCAUAUUGAACCGGUAGGGAGACCUGGCUUAAGCACCCCGCAGCCGAUGACUAUUAUGUAUGUGUAUAUUUAUAUGCCUGUGUAUAAGCUUACUUGGGGAUUCAAAAAUUGUGGCAUAGGUAACUACUGUAAGCAUACGAUUUGACGCCCCGCCUAAACCUUGGCACGGGAUUCGGAUCUUUGAAAUCCGCUCCAGCA